UACGCAGACGAGUAGGGAAAAGAACAAUCAACGGGAGAAAUAUUUCCAAUGGUCUUGCAUUCGUUUUGGUUAACUUUCAGUCAUAGAUUUUAAACAACAGGUUGUUCAUUUCAUAUAAGGAAUACCUUCGGCCUAAAAACAUCAGGUGUUCAUCUCAUAUAAGGAAAGCCUUCCGCGUAAUUAGAUUGUUUAGAGAACAAAUCUCUACAGCAAUUUCGGACGCAUCUAUUCUGGUUCCAAAAAGACAGUACGGAUUGACUAACAUGCUAGUGGCACGUUUUACACCAUCGAUUUUGUAGUUAACGGUUGCGAUUGACUGACCUGUCACUAACAUGCUGUACAAUAAAUCUGUUUUAGAGAUAGAAUAGCCACAACCAGCAAUUUUUCCUCCAUGCCACUGCUAGAAAUCAGCCUACACACAUGCUUAUUUGCCAAGCUUGCAUUUUGACUGUUCUCACCAUUUGCCAAUGAUACUUGGUCUCCAUGUGCCUUCCACUCACUUUCACUUCUCACUCUCUCGAUUCGUUCGAUUCCUUGGUCAACAAGACAAUUUGUUUGGACUACUUGGCUCAAUGCAUGUAUAUAUUUGGUUAUUCAUGAGAAUUUGUUGCAGUCAAGUAGCAGUGAAAUAAUUGAGACCCCCUCUGUUUUUGGGCUGCAAGCAGCUUGGCGAUAAUCGCAAUAAACAUUUGUUAUAUUCCAACUGAAUUAUUCCUUGAUACGCCCGUCAGAAUAUCAGCAAGAAUACAGAGGAGAUCGAGACAAAUAGCAGAUAAGUUCAUGCCAAUACCACCAACAUCAAUAGAGGAUCAGGUCAUGCCAAUUGCCGCCAUGAAAUUGAUGGAGUCUAUUUGGGCAACACAAUUGAUGCGACUGGUUGGAGAUAGGAAAUGGGGAGAAUUUGCAGAUAGUGUUUUUGGGGUUUACAUGCGGCAUGCACUUGCAAUUGUGCUUCACUUUGUCUUUGUUGUUUGCCUUAUCCUUCCCUUUUUCUGGAGGAUUUGCACACGAAGAUCUGAAUCCUCUGUUUUGAAACCUACUCAUUCCAGAAAGUUGCAACUUGGGGUUGUGCAUAAAUUGGUCAUGCUUAGCUGCAUUUCUCUAACAGUGCUGUACGCCUCACUUGGAAUAUGGAGUCCUUUAUGUUGGUGGCUAAAGGAAAGUCCCAAGGAUUUUGGAGCCGAAGGAGAGUAUGUUUUUCAGACCAUGGCUUGGGCUAUCAUGUCAAGUUAUGCAUAUUAUUCUCUCACAAGAAGUAAAGAGAAGCUGCCAUUUUUACUUCGGAUGUGGUGGAUUUUGUCAUUGAUUCUCUAUGCAUUCUUCCUAUUCCUCAACAUUCAAGAGAUAAAGCAGAAAAAACACAUUAGCCUGAGUUCUCUGGUUGAAAUUCUGGCUCUUUUCCUUUCAGCCUUUUUGAGUUACACCAGCUUUUGUGGCAAAACUUGUGAGGGUUCCUCAACUGAAAGCGUUGAAGAACCUCUCUUGAAUAAUAUUCAGGAAAAUUCUGAAAACCUUAAGCCAAAAGUCACUCCUUAUGCAACAGCAAGUUUUCUCAGCCGGAUGUCAUUUUCUUGGAUGAAGCCUUUGCUUGAUGCUGGUCAUAGGAAACCUUUGGGCAUAGAUGAUGUACCUCAAGUUGCAGACACCCACAAGGCUGACUACAUUUACCAUAAAUUUAGAAACCAGCUAGAUGCCAAAGGAAAUGGCAACUUGUCGAUUGCAAAAAUGGCAAUUGUCAUUGUUCAAAAGGAUAUACUUUUUACAGCAUUCCUGGCAUUGAUGUCUUGUUGUUCAUCAUAUGUAGGUCCUUAUUUCAUAGAUAACUUUGUUCAGUGUCUUGCUGACAAGAAACAGUUUGCUAGUGAAGGCAUUGUUCUAGCUUGUGCAUUUCUUCUUGCAAAGGCGGUAGAAUCUUUGUCACAACAGCAUUGGUUUUUCAUAACAGUUCACCUAGGCGUACGUGUUAAGGCAGCAUUGACAGCUGCAAUAUACAAGAAGGGGUUGGUGCUUUCAAGCCAGUCAAGACAAAAGCAUACAAGUGGUGAGAUAAUCAAUUACAUGAGUGUUGAUGCUAAUCGUAUUGGAGAUUUCAGCUGGUAUCUUCAUGAAAUAUGGACAUCACCUUUGCAAGUUCUUCUAGCCCUGGGUAUUCUAUAUCAGAACUUGGGAUUGGCCUCUCUUGCAGGAAUGGCAACCAUGGCGCUAAUCAUGAUGGCAAAUUUUCCAAUAGGGAAAAUGCAAAAAAAUUAUAACAAAAAGAUCAUGAAAGCAAAAGAUGAAAGGAUGAAGGCUACAUCAGAAAUAUUGAGAAAUAUGAAAAUCUUAAAAUUGCAAGCGUGGGAGACCAGAUUUCUGCAGAAACUCGAAACAUUGAGGAAGAAAGAAUCUAAUUGGCUGAAAAAAUAUUUCUAUGGGUAUGCUGGGCUAUCAUUUUUCUCCUGGGGAGCACCUGCAUUAGUAUCUGUUGUAACUUUUGGUACAUGUACAAUGAUAGGAGUUCCUUUGACCACAGGCAGGAUUCUCUCUGCACUUGCAACUUUCAAGAUACUCAAGGAACCUAUAUACGGCCUUCCUGAUUUAAUCUCUAUGAUUGCUCAAACCAAAGUGUCAUUAGAUCGGAUAGCUGACUUUCUCCAGCAGGAGGAGCUGCAACCAGAUGCAGUCAAACAAAUCUCAAAUGAUUUAACUGAAACGGCAAUUGAGAUCCAAGAAGGGGUAUUCUCUUGGGAUCCUACUGCCCCUAGUCCAACUAUAAGGGGCUUAGAUGUUCAAGUAAAGAGAGGCAUGAGGGUUGCAGUGUGUGGAACAGUUGGUUCUGGCAAGUCAAGUCUCCUAUCCUGCAUACUUGGAGAGAUACCCAAAAUUUCAGGAUCUGUGAAGAUAAGUGGUACCAAGGCAUAUGUUAGUCAGUCUCCAUGGAUACAAAGUGGAAAAAUCAGAGACAAUAUUCUUUUUGGGAGGGAAUGGGACAAAACCAGGUAUGAGAGUGUACUGCAGGCCUGUGCAUUUGAAAAAGAUCUUGAAUUGUUCCCUUAUGGGGACCAAACAGAAAUUGGAGAAAGAGGGAUAAAUCUAAGUGGUGGGCAAAAGCAAAGGAUACAGAUUGCACGUGCUUUAUAUCAAGAUGCUGAUAUUAAUCUUUUUGAUGAUCCUUUUAGUGCUGUUGAUGCUCACACCGGGACACACAUUUUCCAGGAAUGUCUACUUCGUAUUCUGGGUUCAAAAACUGUCAUCUAUGUAACUCACCAAGUCGAAUUUUUAUAUAGAGCUGACCUCAUUUUGGUAAUGCGAGAUGGUGAGAUUACCCAGGCUGGAAAAUAUGAUGAUAUAUUACAAGAAAGCACAGAUUUUGAGGAAUUGGUUGGUGCACAUCAGAAGGCAUUGAAAUCCGUCAAUGCCAUGGAGAAUUCUGAGAACCUCUCAUCGCAGGCACUUGAUGAAGGACCAUCUACUGGUCAUACAACUAACGUGAAAGAUGUUGAUCGUCAAAAACUCCAGAAGCAGGACAGUAGCCAAAAAUCAAAAGAGGUAGAAGAGGAUCUUGAAUCAAAAACUAAUGGAGAGAAAGAAAUAGAUAAAGGGGUUAAAAGUUCACAGCUUGUGCAAGAAGAAGAAAGAGAGAAAGGCAGGGUGAGUCUGUGGGUGUACUGGUCUUACAUCACUGCUGCAUAUAGAGGUGCUUUGAUACCCAUCAUCUUAUUGGCACACACAAUAUUUCAGCUACUUGACAUAGGUAGCAGCUACUGGAUGGCAUGGGCGACCCCAUUGACCGAAGAUCAAAAGCCUCCGGUUAGCAAGUCCCUCCUCAUUCUGGUCUAUAUGGCUUUGGCAUUAUGCAGUGCAUUAUGUAUUCUUGUAAGGACAAUCUUUCUUUGUCUCUCUGGAUUUAAAAGUGCUCAACAACUUUUCAGUAGCAUGCACAGUUGUAUAUUUCGUGCACCAAUGUCCUUCUUUGAUGCAACUCCAACUGGACGUAUACUAAAUCGGGUGUCAACAGAUCAGAGUAAAGUGGAUCAAAUGAUUCCUUUUCAGCUAGGAGGUUUAGCUUUUGCAAUCAUACAGCUUUUGGGAAUUGUGGCAGUCAUGUCUCAAGUUGCUUGGCAGAUCUUUAUUGUGUUUAUACCCGUGCUUGCAAUUUGUAUAUGGUACCAGCAAUAUUACAUAGUGACUUCUAGGGAACUUGCUAGGUUGAUUGGAGUUUGCAAGGCUCCUGUCAUACAACAUUUUGCAGAAUCAAUCUCUGGGGCAGCCACAAUCAGAAGUUUUGACCAGGAAUCUCGAUUCAUGAAUACAAAUCUACAAUUGAGCGAUGGUUUUUCCAGACCCAGUUUCCACAAUGCUGCGGCCAUGCAGUGGCUUUGCUUUCGGAUAGAUAUUUUAUCAAAUCUUGUAUUUGUGUUUUCUAUGGUGCUUGUGCUUUGCUUGCCAGAAAGCAUAAUUAGUCCAAGCAUUGCAGGCUUGGGAAUAACAUAUGGGCUCAGUCUGAACUUUACACAAUUCUGGCUGAUAUGGAACCUCUGUAAUGUGGAAAACAAUAUGAUCUCUGUAGAGAGAAUGGUGCAGUACUCACGGAUACCUAGCGAACCUCCAUUGGUUAUAGAGAAUUCUAGACCAAGUUCUUGCUGGCCAUCAAAUGGAACAAUUGAUAUCAUGGAUCUUCGGGUUCGUUAUGGGCCCCAUCUCCCACUUGUUUUAAAAGGAAUUUCAUGCACUUUUCCUGGAGGGAAUAAGGUAGGAAUUGUAGGACGGACAGGCUGUGGGAAAUCUACUCUAAUUCAAACCCUCUUCCGAGUUAUAGAUCCAGUGGGAGGCAGAAUAGUCAUUGAUGGAAUUGAUAUUUUAACAAUAGGUCUGCACGAUCUACGAUCCAGAAUAAGCAUCAUCCCACAAGACCCAACAAUGUUUGAAGGCACUAUAAGGAAUAAUUUAGAUCCCUUGGGAGACUAUUCAGAUGAUGAGAUUUGGAUGGCUUUGGAGAAAUGCGAGCUGGGGGAAGUUGUCCGGGAAAAAGAAGAGAAGCUCGAUUCUCUAGUAAGUGAGAAUGGAGAGAACUGGAGUGUGGGGCAAAGACAGCUUGUGUGCUUGGGAAGGGUACUAUUAAAGCAAAGCCGCAUAUUGAUACUGGAUGAAGCAACUGCCUCAGUGGACACUGCAACAGAUAGGCUUAUUCAACAAACCAUACGGAACCAAUUUAGAGACUACACAGUCAUAACCAUAGCACAUCGAAUUCCAUCAGUCUGUGAUAGUGACUUGGUCCUCGUGUUGAGUGAUGGAAAUGUUGUUGAAUAUGACUCCCCAACCAAGCUCUUGGAGAACAAAUCUUCAUCAUUUGCAAAACUUGUUUCAGAGUACACUCUGAGAGCAACGAAUGUUGAGGAAAAAUAGAAGGCCUGAUUAUAUCAGCUUUCAAAUAUGAUGACGAAAAGCAAUCUCUGCCAGAUGGAACUCUCAUAUUUUUCAUCUCUUGUACGGGCGUUAGGCUAAAUUUCUUUUGACUAAGAGUCCAGAAUUGAGGAAUGCUAGUCCUAUCGUAAUUGGUAUGGAAAUUCACUAAUUACUUACGAAAAUUAAAAAUAUGUUUGAAUUAUAAUUUUAUAAUAAAUUAGCAAGUAUCUAUUGAUGUUGAUGAUCA
Cryptomeria japonica (Japanese cedar) is the source of this 5632-nucleotide messenger RNA. RefSeq names its product putative ABC transporter C family member 15. Gene Ontology annotation, cellular component: plant-type vacuole; vacuolar membrane. Gene Ontology annotation, molecular function: ATP hydrolysis activity; ABC-type transporter activity; ATP binding. The coding region runs from base 781 to 5385 and encodes 1534 amino acids. The record is from RefSeq and is a predicted model, not a curated record. The transcript is spliced from 11 exons. Gene Ontology annotation, biological process: transmembrane transport. NCBI's taxonomy places the organism in Eukaryota, Viridiplantae, Streptophyta, Pinopsida, Cupressales, Cupressaceae.